Lachancea nothofagi CBS 11611 is the source of this 1335-nucleotide messenger RNA. The record is from the annotation of a GenBank genome assembly. Lineage: Eukaryota; Fungi; Ascomycota; Saccharomycetes; Saccharomycetales; Saccharomycetaceae.
AUGGAGUUCGACGAAGCCUUGCCAAAAGGCACUAAAAGACGAUAUUCGCCAGAGCCUGAGACCGAAGCCUCCGAGGACGCCAAAAAGGCAAAUCAAGGGCACCAUACUAGAAAGAGAGAGAGUUCCACAGUGGUGGUGCGAAACUUACCCAUUAACUAUAAUUAUUACAAAGUUCGUAAGCUUUUUCAGAAUUGCGGCAACAUUGAGCAUAUCGACGUACAUAAAACUGCGCUGGAGGACUCAAGAAUAGCUAGAAUUGAGUUCCAGGAUUAUAACGAUGUUCUCACAGCUCUGACAAAAUCCCACAAAAAGGUGGGUCAAAACGAAAUAACGGUCGAAAUUCUGCAAAAUUCCACUCUAUGGGUCACAAAUUUCCCCCCUGACUAUAAUGCCUAUGCUUUGCGCCAACUGUUUGGUAAACACGACGGAAACGUCUUGAGCGUUCGUCUCCCGUCUCUCAGAUUUGACUCUCGCAGGCGAUUCGCGUAUGUCGACAUGGCAUCUGCUGAUGAGGCUUCUAGGCUAGUUGAAUCACUCAACAAGUCACUUGUAGACACUUACAAGCUUGUUGUAAAGCUAUCAGAACCUUCAGAAGCGACAAAGAGAACAGACUCCGCCCUUCUUGAAAAACGGCAAGUACUGGUGAAGAAUCUCGAUCAAUACAAAGUCUCGAGGGAAAUGCUUUCGGAAAUGUUCAAACAGUUCGGCACUAUAGAGAAAAUAGCAAUCCCAACGGACCACGACAAAUCAUCGGAUAGCACAAUAGAGAAGCUAAAUAGCGGUUUCGCUUUCAUCGAUUAUUCCGAUGCCAGCUCCGCCCUAUCGUGUCUCAUAUUAAACAAGGUAGAACUCGAAGGGAGCCCCCUCGAAGUGACAAUUGCGGACAAGAAAGCCUACCUUGAAAGACAAGCUGUAAAGCGUCUUCUAGCCAGUAAAAAAAGGCGAGAUAAUAUUAUAAGCAUAUACCCACUUGACGAUAAGACUUCAACAGCUCAAGUGAAAAACCUGAUUGUUGAACAAGCCGGAAUAGCAGCAAGCGAUAUCAUAACGAUAUACUUGGUCUACGAUCAUGAAGGAGCGCUGGUCGCUGCUAAGGAUGCUCCUACAGCUGCUAGAAUGUCACUUGCGCUCAAUGGCUAUGAAUUGAACAGGAAAACAAUUUGGUGUGGUACCAUCAAAGACCUUCGAAAUCGUACCCCUGGUCAAAUUGCUACGAGAAAUCGAGUAAGAAAAUCUCUUAAUAAUGAAGCAACACCAGCGAACAAGCUGCAGCCUUCGAACCCCGGCACAAAAAUGACGAAUGACGACUUUCGAAGUAUGUUCCUGGGCAAAUAA